This is a messenger RNA of Puntigrus tetrazona (Sumatra barb), 4806 nucleotides long. It is a transcript of the gene ube4a, whose product is annotated as ubiquitination factor E4A (UFD2 homolog, yeast). Gene Ontology annotation, biological process: protein polyubiquitination. The transcript is spliced from 20 exons. Gene Ontology annotation, molecular function: ubiquitin-ubiquitin ligase activity. Lineage: Eukaryota; Metazoa; Chordata; Actinopteri; Cypriniformes; Cyprinidae. Gene Ontology annotation, cellular component: ubiquitin ligase complex; cytoplasm; nucleus. The record is from RefSeq and is a predicted model, not a curated record. Bases 172 to 3402 code for a protein of 1076 amino acids.
GGAAAAGGGAAAAAAAAAAGAAACAUUGUGACAAGCAGCCUCGUCCGCUGCUGAUGACGUCACGGGCAGAGCAGCGUCUGGCUCUGGAUCUGGAUCAUAUCGGAUUUUCCACAUUUCAACGCGGAACCUGGCUGUGAAAACACCUGUUGAUGGAGGACGUGCUCCAGGGAAAUGACAGACCAGGGCAAUAACAAUCAGAACAUCUCGCAAAACCCCUUCGCAGCGCUCUUCAGCUCCCUUGCUGACGCAAAACAGUUUGCAUCCGGCCAAAAGCAACGGCGUCAAGCUGAGCAUCAAUCUGUAGACUCAGGAGAGAGCCAGUCUGAGUCAGACAACUCUGUGUCUGACAGCAUCGAUGAUAAUGAUGACUCAGUGGCAGAGAUCAGCCGAUCUUUCCGCUCACGACAGGAGCUCUGCGAGCAGCUCAACGUCAACCACAUGAUCCAGAGGAUCUUUCUCAUCACUCUGGACAACAGUGACCCAAGUCUAAGAGGUGGUAAUGGCAUCCCACCACGCUGUGUAUACCUUGAGGAAAUGGCCGCUGAUCUUGAUGGCCAGGACUGGCUUAACAUGGACACCAUAGAACAGGCUUUGUUCAGCAGGCUGCUUUUGCAGGAGCCGGGAAACCAUCUCAUUUACAUGACCUCCUGCAGUGUAGUGAAUCUCUCCGCAGAUCGUGAUGCUGGAGAGAAACGUGCCAUACCGUACCUUUAUGCUUGCUACCGUAGAGCUAAAGAGGAGAUCACUAAAGUCCCAGAGAAGCUGUUAUCGUAUGCAGUGCACUGCAAAAAUCUGACGGUGUCCAAUGCCCGCACUGUUCUGCUGACCCCGGAGAUCUACAUCAGCCAGAACGUUUAUGAACAGCUUUUGGACCUGUUGCUGGAGGCUGUGAGAGGAGCUCAGUUUGAGGAAGUUGUGGAGUUUUUGGAGGAGGUUAUCGCUAGUCUGUUGGCUGACCAAGAAGUGCGGACCUUUGGGGAGGUUAUGGUGCCAGUGUUUGAUAUUUUCCAAGGCCGGGUCAAAGACUUAGACCUUUGUCAGCUGCUGCUGUAUUCCUACCUGGAAAUUCUCCUGUACUUCAGUCGGCAAAAGGAUAUUUCUAAGGUUUUAAUGGAGCAUAUUCAGCCCAAAGAUCCUAACAGUGGGAUUCAGUAUCAGAAAACUCUUUUGGGAGCGAUCCUGAAUAUUUCUUGUCUGUUGAAAACUCCUGGUGUGGUUGAGAACCAUGGCUUUUUCCUCAAUCCUUCUCGUUCCAGCCCACAGGAAAUGAAGGUUCAAGAGUCAAAUAUACAUCAGUUUAUGGGGCAGUUUCAUGAUAAGCUGUAUCAGAUCCUGAAAAACCUGCUUCAGCAGUCCAGCGAGACUCGCCACCUGCUGCUCUCAUGGCUGGGUGGCUGCCUGCAGGCCAACAUGGGGCGGGCAAAAAUCUGGGCGAACCAGAUGCCCGAGAUAUUCUUCCAAAUGUACGCUUCGGAUGCAUUCUUCUUAAAUCUGGGCUCUGCACUGCUUAAACUUUGCCAACCGUUUUCUCGACCCUACUCGCCCAAACUCCUGACCUUUAACCCCACAUACUGCUUGCUUAAGGAGCUGAGCGAGGAAGAGCGGCGUAACAGAAACGUGCACGCAAGAGGUCUGGACAAGGAGACAUGUCUGAUACCUGUACCCCCUCAACAAACGGUUGAAUUUGCCCAAUCAUACAGCCUUCUCACAGAAAACCUCAUCCUUACACAGCUUACCCUGUACCUGGGCUUCCAUAGACUUCAUGAUCAGAUGGUGAAGAUGAAUCAGUCUCUGCACCGGCUGCAGGGGACGUGGCGGGACACGCAGCUCAGUGGAGGUCCAGCAGCAGCAGAGCUACGGGAACAGUUUGAACGUCUCAUGACAGUCUAUCUCUCAACCAAGGCUGCCACCACCCAGCCCACCAUGCUACAAAACUGCCUCAACCUCCAAGCAUCCUGUGCUGCUCUGCUGGUUCAGCUCAGCCUGGGUAACCAGGGUCCCGAGCACAUCCCUCUCACCUUUCCCUUACCUGUACUAGAGAACAGCCUGCUAUGCUUUGUGCCAGAAUUCUUUGUUGAAAACAUGGGCGAUUUCUUCAUAUUCCUCCGUCGCUUUGCUGACGAGGUGUUGGAGUCCUCGUCGGAAAGCUUAGAACAUGUCCUGACCUUCAUCACUGUGUUCAUGGGCAACGUUGAUAGAAUGAAGAAUCCUCAUUUGCGGGCAAAACUGGCAGAGGUUCUUGAAGCUGUGAUGCCCCAUAUGGAGACUCUGUCACCUGGCGCUGCCCAGCCUAUCAUGUUCCAGCGCCAAAGAGUGUUCAGCACAUAUCGGCAUGCACCCCAGCUUGCUGAAGCCCUCAUUACAGUGUUUGUGGAUAUAGAGUUCACUGGUGAUCCUCAUCAGUUUGAGCAAAAGUUCAAUUACAGACGACCUAUGUAUGCCAUCCUGAAGUACAUGUGGGGAGAAGAGAGCUACAGGGAGAGCAUUAAGCAUCUUGCUGAUUAUGCAUCUGAAAAUCUUGAAGCCAUGAAUCCACCACUCUUCCUGAGAUUUCUCAAUCUCCUCAUGAACGAUGCCAUCUUCUUACUUGACGAGGCUAUACAGUACUUAAGUAAGAUCAAAAUCCUCCAGCUGGAGAGGGAUCGGGGGGAGUGGGACAGUCUGGCCCCUGACGCCCGCAGAGAGAAAGAAUCUAGUCUGCAGAUGUUUGGACAGCUGGGUCGCUUCCACAACAUCAUGUCAAAUGAGACCAUUGGCACCUUGGCUUUCCUCACAUCUGAGAUAAAAGGUCUUUUUGUUCAUCCCUUUCUUGCUGAGAGGAUCAUCUCCAUGCUCAACUACUUUUUACAGCACCUGGUAGGCCCCAAGAUGGGUGCCCUAAAGGUGAAAGACUUCAGUGAGUUCGACUUCAAACCCCAGCAGCUAGUGUCAGACAUCUGUACUAUUUACCUAAACCUGGGAGAUGAAGAAAAUUUCUGCGCCACUGUCCCAAAAGAUGGAAGGUCAUAUUCACCCACUCUGUUCUGCCAAACUGUUCGCGUACUCAAGAAAAUCAACAAGCCUGGCGACAUGAUUGUAUCUUUCAGUCUUUUAGCGGAUAAAAUUAAGUCACUUGCAGACAGGCAUCAACAAGAAGAAGAGACCUACUCUGAUGCUCCAGAUGAAUUUCUGGAUCCCAUCAUGUCUACCUUGAUGCUUGAUCCGGUGCUGCUACCUUCUUCAAACGUCACAGUGGACCGCUCAACAAUAGCACGACACUUACUAAGUGACCAGACGGAUCCUUUCAACCGCAGUCCACUCACCAUGGACCAGAUCAGGCCCAAUGAAGAGCUCAGGCAACAGAUCAUGAAGUGGCUUGCUGAUCAUAAGCAAAGCAACCAGCAAAUGGGACCCAGUGGCUAAACUGCAUCAUUCCCUUCCCCCAGCACCAAGGCAUGCUCUGUAUGACUAAGCCAUUCAGAUGUUUCUGGCUUCUCUCAUACCGCUUUGAAACAAGAACAUUUAACCACAUUCGGAGGAGCACGCCUGCAUUCAUGGUGUUAGUGUGCUCCUCAAAGGUCAAAUGCAAAUCUCCAAAUGCCAUAUCACUGUAGCAUAUUCGGCUAUCUGUUCUUUUAAACUCCUCAGAGGUCUGAGGUCACCGCAAACAGAACUCAAAACCGGAUUCACACUUUCUGUUGCAUUUUGCCUUGCAAAGGUGUUCACUGUGGGAAAUGAAACUCUGGCUUAUAGACAGAUGACAGCAUACACGAGGUUUGCUUACUUGUUCAAUGCAUUUGCCCUACCUCUGACUCAUAUGCAUGCAAUAUUUUAUAUGCAUUGCUUAUUUGUUAACUUUUUAAGUUAGAAUAUAAGCAGUGUACCUCAUUUAGUACUACAGAGGAAGAGUUGUGGCCUCAUUUGAUAUUACGGAGGGUAAGUGUGGCAGUAUUGAUUGAAAAAUAUCAAAGCAAACCAAUGUCGGCUGCAAAAGAGAUUUAAACUCUUAUCUUACAAUAUUUUGCUAACAUCAUCAGCAUUAUAUACCACAGAGUUUCAGCUUUUAUAAUUGUACCUACUGGUUUUAAAGGCAUCCGUGUUGGAUUCUUCGUGGAAUGGUCGGUAGCUUCAGCAUUUGUCAGAAUGCUUUUGUUCAUCACAGACAUUUUAUGCUUGAAGCUCAAGAAGCAUUUGCUGUAAUAUGCACUUUUAUGAGACUCGUUAAGAAUAUUGAGCUCUUGUUGAAAUGUUUGGAAAUGCCCCUGCACACUUUACAAGAAUCCAUUGUGUCUUUUUAACAGUGCAAUAUGUCCCGAGUAAUGACUUCUUUGACUUCUGAGUCAGCCUUAUGACCUCCUCUCGUGCAGAGUGACAUCAUGUCUCUUGUUAACAGUUGCGAAACUGCAUGCUCUGGGUGGAUGGACCUUGCUACUGGCAUUUGUCUUAAAAGAUGACAUUGAUAAGACGCUGUCCAAUCACUGCUUUCGGUUGUGAGUUGCAUUACAUUGACCUGUCAAGUGUUGUAGGGUAUGUCUGCAUUUUGAUUUUCGCUGAAUUCUUUAUUUCAGUGAGUGUUAGUUGCUUUUAAGUCUUUAUUCCCUUAUAUUUUCAAGACCUCACUCGAAUCAAUAAACCUGAUCCCAUGAAUUCUCAAAGCAAACUGAAUGCUUUGGAGCCUGUUGUGAUAUUUCUCUGUCAGAUUGUUUGUCUUUUAACACAACUGAAUCAAUUGCAAUUGUUUUUGUUAAAUAAAGACUGAGUUAAUAUCAUCAUGGACAUUAGUCAUUAAAUGUAACAUGUCUCUGAAAAUACAACAACCAGACUUUC